CGUCUACACUGGCUAUCAUAGCGUUCAAACAUUCAGACCUAACCCCAAUCUUACCGUCGCCCGCAAUUCAACUUUACAGUGAUUCGAGGUGACGGGACCAACUAUUUAUUCUACGCGGUAGCCCGGUUUCUGUGACUGGGAUAUUUUCUGCUCGAACCUCGUCAAAAUCCUGCCCCGGUUCGCGGGUGCGGAGGUAUCUAGCUCACGAAACUACGGCGUGCGCAGCUCAACACGCCCUUGAGCUCAUAUAGUAAUGACGCUCGUGGGGUGUUGGAUGUUCUCAAACGCGAGGCCGCGGUGCAAGUUGUCAGACUUGACAGGCCUCGGUUACUGCCAAAGAGUAACUUUCUGCGGUCUAGAAUGUCCAACUCCCGCCCGACAAGAACUCCCAUCUUGGCCUCCCACCGACAAAUGGAUAGCCACAAUUCCCUCAGCUCUCCGUCUACGAAUUCGUUGAUAAUGGGCGCUCACCUCUUCGUCCUCCAAAAACGGUUCCAUCGUUGAGCGCUGAGCAUUGAACGUUGACUAGUGAAUCUGAACGCGGUGCCGCUUUGAACGGCAGCGAGGCUCUCAACGAUGACUUGAAGCCAAUCUACUGGAAGCUAAUUGGAAGCCGCAAAUCACGAUAUGAUGUGUAGUCACUGGAGGCCUGUCAAACAAUCGUUCUCUAAGCGUGCCUUAAGUACUUACUCCGAGUUAAAAACUCAUAUUGCCAAACCGGCAUCAUGAGAUUCUUUCGGAGUGAAAUAAAACGAAAAUCCCGCCGGAUAUCGGAGGAAUAGAUCACAAUAGAUCUGUGAGCGAGCGAUAUAUAUAUAUAUAAAGGACAUGGCGUUUUGGGUCUCUUUCAAACCAUUUCAUUCAACUCAAUGUCUCGACAGCUUAACAACAUGAACCCCCAACACCCCAUAGGACCCUCUGCGCCAUAUCCUGAACACGACCUUCUUUUGCACACGAUUGACCAAUGUCCUGACAUGGAUAACUGGGAUCCUGGCCACGAACAGUAUGGCGAUCAUGUGGAUUAUGAAAAGCCUUGCAGAAAAGGGACGAGAGGUGCAUGGUCUUCCGAAGAAGAUCGACUAUUGAUCCAAGCCGUUCAAACAUAUGGUAGCAAGUGGUCUUUGGUAGCUGGUGUCGUUAAAACGAGAUCCAGUACACAAUGUGCUCGACGAUGGAGCGACACGUUAGAUCCAAGAAUUGAUAAAUCCCCUUGGACUCCAGAACAGGACCAAUUGCUGCUCCAAGCUGUGGCGAAACAUGGAAGAACAUGGGCUAAUAUCGCCAAGAUGUAUUUCCGGGGUCGUACUGGUCUGGCAUUAAAAAACAGAUACACAGUGAUAGGGAAACCCAAGACUGGCAGCAUGAGUCCGGUCGAUAUGACAUACGAACCAUCUAGGCGAAGUCCUGAAACACACUUCUCCGGCUCCCAUUACUCCACAAUGGAUAAUCAGUAUUCGUACCCUCAGUGGUCUGCGAGUAGUAGCCAGGCAAUGCAGAUGCCACAGCCGGGAUACUGGCCUCCUGGGGAUCCGUCAGUCGCUGGCUUCGGUGUCAUACAAACUCCACAACCCUAUCCGUACGACCCCAGUCAAGGACAGAAUAUACAAUACCCCCCUAGUAUGUAUCCUAGUGGCUAUUGAACUAUAGUUUAUCGCAUGAUACCCCAACGUCCCCUACAUCUGAUAUGUAUCCUACUAGUGACUGUUAAACUAUAUUUAUUUAUGAUACCCCUCAA
Messenger RNA from Marasmius oreades (fairy-ring Marasmius), 1735 nucleotides. RefSeq lists its product as uncharacterized. Gene Ontology annotation, biological process: positive regulation of transcription by RNA polymerase II; mitotic cell cycle. Gene Ontology annotation, cellular component: nucleus. Gene Ontology annotation, molecular function: RNA polymerase II cis-regulatory region sequence-specific DNA binding; DNA-binding transcription factor activity, RNA polymerase II-specific. The coding region runs from base 870 to 1640 and encodes 256 amino acids. NCBI's taxonomy places the organism in Eukaryota, Fungi, Basidiomycota, Agaricomycetes, Agaricales, Marasmiaceae. The record is from RefSeq and is a predicted model, not a curated record. The transcript is spliced from 7 exons.